AAAAUACGUUCACCUAAGGGAAACGAAAACUAGGAGCUACCAUCACGUCGCUCCCAAGGUUUUGAUCGGGAUAAACAAUUUCCACCUUACUCGUCCUCUAAAGACCAUCGAAGGAGCUAUAGGAGAGCCAUUCGCCACUAAGACACGCUUAGGUUGGGUCAUCUGCGGUCCACACGAGCCAAGUGCGAUAUCUACGGUAAAGCCAAAAGGUGUCCACUUGUGUACGUGUAGUGAAGUCGACAUGAAGCUGGACGAAACCCUUCGCAAGUACUUCGCAGCCGAUAACAACAGCAUCUACGGCGACCGCGCAAAGAUUCCUUCUAAGGAAGAGGAACGAUCCCUCAAACUGUUAGAAUCGACAACAAGAUUCGUAGGGGACCGUUUUGAAACCGGACUGCUAUGGCGCGCAGAUGAGGUGACUCUACCAGACAAUCGACGAAUGGCUCUGAAUAGACUGGAGUGCCUAGAAAAACGUCUGCGAAGGGACGAUGGUUUGACAGAGGUCAUCAACAACAAAUUGAAGGAGUAUCAAAUAAAAGGGUAUGUACGAAAAAUCUCCGAUGAAGAACUAAUCGCUACUCGUAACAACCGUAGGAAAUGGUAUUUGCCGAUAUUCCCCGUAUGGAACCCCAACAAACCCGGGAAAGUACGACUGGUUUGGGAUGCCGCCGCUGCAGUACGAGGCGUUUCCCUGAACACAAACCUCCUGACAGGCCCAGAUCUACUAACACCCUUGCCAUCAGUACUCUUUCGAUUUCGCGAGUAUCGAUAUGCAUUCGCAGCCGACAUUCGCGAAAUGUAUCACCAGGUAAUGAUACGUACAGAAGACCAGCACAGUCAACGCUUUCUUUGGAGAUGGGGUGACAAUAAUCGCGAGCCAGAAGAAUUUGUAAUGACGAGAAUGACCUUCGGCGCCACGUGUUCGCCUAGCAGCGCCCAAUACGUGAAAAAUCUAAACGCAGAUCGCUUUAUCGCAAAGCUUCCACGAGCAGUACGAUGCAUAAAGGAACAACACUACGUCGAUGAUUUAUUGGCUAGCACCGAAUGUGAAGAAGAUGCCGUAAAACUAGCAAACGAGGUACGAGACAUCCAUGCACAAGGCGGUUUUCAACUUCAUAAUUGGUUGUCAAACUCGAACCAGAUAGCGAAUAACCUCUCGGGUAACGUGGCAGGGCAGCGUGAGUUUAACUCAGAUACGGUAUGCGCUCAAAAGAUUUUAGGGAUGUGGUGGAACAUACAGUCUGACACGUUUAGCUUCAAGCUGAUUCCUAAACAGGAUCACGAUAUUUUAGAAGGACAUCGUAUACCGACCAAACGACAAAUACUGCGCGUGCUCAUGAGUAUAUACGAUCCUCUCGGACUACUAGCCGGAUUUCUGUUAUACCUGAAGGUUAUUCUGCAAGAAGUUUGGCGCGCAAAUAUCGGUUGGGACGAGAAAAUACCACACGAGCUAUUCCUGAAAUGGAAACAAUGGCUAGACGGCUUAACCCUCGUUCAAAAAAUCUCCAUUCCUCGCUGCUACCGACAACACAUUAAACUACAAGGCAUUGAAACCCAGCUACACGUGUUUGUAGACGCCGGUCGAGACGGAUACGCAGCGGUAGCCUAUCUUCGUUUUCAGUGUGGAGAGCACACCGAAGUGUCCCUGGUAGGCGGUAAAGCAAAGGUGUCACCGCUGAAAUAUAUGUCGAUUCCACGAAUGGAACUUCAAGCGGCAGUUAUAGGAUCCAGGCUCGCCCAGACAAUCCAACAGUCGCAUGAUCAACGAAUUGACCAACGCUUUCUAUGGACGGACUCGCGCGAUGUUAUGUGUUGGUUACACUCUGACCACAGAAAGUAUAGUAUCUUCGUUGGACAUCGCGUGGGUGAGAUAUUGGAGAAUACGACCGUCAGCGAGUGGCGUUGGGUACCAACUAAGUUAAACGUAGCGGAUGAAAGUACAAAAUGGAGCAAUUUGCAACAACACGUGAAUUCGAGCCGCUGGUUCACCGGACCAGCAUUUCUAAAGGAAUCUAUCACAGAUUGGCCACCCGUAGAGUUCCUCGCUAAGGAAACCGAAGAAGAAGCGCGGAAAACGGUUACACUACACCAAGCCUUAGAGCCGAUUUUUUCCUUCGAGCGUUUUUCCAAAUGGAGAAGGCUUCUACGCGCUAUCGGAUACGUAUGGCGAUUCAUAAACAACGCAAAGAACCCUUCGACGCGAUGCGGAGCUGCGCUUACGGCCAAAGAACUUCAACAAGCCGAGCGAUCGAUUCUACGCGAAGUUCAACGACAAGCCUACCCCCAAGAAUAUUGCAGCCUUGACAAGCAGUCAGCCAACGAGAUGAAGCCCAUAAGUCGGAUUAAGCGUAGCAGUCCGUUGUACAAACGUUCUCCCUUUAUGGAUCAAGAUGGAAUCCUAAGAGUUACAGGUAGGAUCGACGCCUGUGUCUUAGUCGAUCCAACCGCUAAAAGGCCGAUUAUUCUUCCGAAAUGCAGCGUAGUGACGGAUCUAAUAGUGGACGAUUUUCAUCAACGAUUUCGACACGCGAACCACGAUACCGUCAUCAAUGAAGUACGAACGAAAUACGAUAUUCCAGCAUUACGCAGCGUUUGUCGACGUGUACGAAAGGCAUGUACCUUCUGUCGGAUCAGAGAGACGAUACCUCGUACGCCAGUCAUGAGCCAGCUUCCUCCAGCACGUUUAGCAGCAUACCUCAAGCCAUUCUCCUUCACCGGCAUCGAUUACUUCGGCCCAAUCUCUGUUUCGAUGGGUCGCGGAAGAUCAGAGAAACGAUGGGGUGUGCUCUUCACCUGCAUGACUAUUCGCGCGAUUCAUAUCGAAGUAGCGUCCUCGUUAUCGACCGAUGCAUGUAUUCUCGCACUAAGGAACUUUAUUGCCAGGAGAGGAACCCCUAAUGAAAUCCUAAGCGACCAGGGCACGAACUUCGUAGGUGCCAGCAGAGAGCUGAUCGAAGCCGCCAAGAAUAUCGAUUCGCAAAGACUCGUAGAAGAGAUCGAUUGUCCCAACACGACAUGGACCUUCAAUCCUCCCUCCGCACCGCACUUCGGAGGAUCCUGGGAGAGGAUGAUACGUACGGUAAAGAGAACUCUGGAAAGAAUGCCAUUCCGUCGUCUCCCAACCGAUGCCGUGUUGAACUCUAUGCUGAUCGAAACAGAGAACAUAAUCAACUCACGUCCCUUAACGAACGUCAUCCGGUGUAAAACCGUUGAUUCCGUUCGACGAUUCCUCGGCGACACUUCUAAACACCUGGCGGACAUCACAAGUGUACACAAACAUGCUGUGGAAGAAAUGGUUGAAGAGCUACCUGCCAACACUCACGAAGAGAACGAAAUGGUUCGAGCCGUGCCGUCCAGUCGCAAUCGGAGACCUUGUGCUGGUGGUGGACGAAAAUCACCCUAGAAACUGCUGGCCUCGGGGUAGAGUGGUGGAAGUAGUGCAAUCACGAGAUGGAACAGUUAGGCGGGUAACCAUUCAGACCGCAAAGGGCACGCGAUUAGAACGACCAGUAGUGAAGGUAGUAGUGUUAGACGUCGGACAUGUAAAUAGUACCACGGCAAUGGAGCCGUCGCACGGGGCGGAGUGUCAACAAUAACGGCGCUAUUGUUGACAUGUCCGACAAAACGUCAAGUACGCGCUUCGGGGAAUCCGUUACGCACUUACGCAACGGGAGAGACAAUGGGAGAGAGAAUGAGAGAGAGUAAUUAGAAUAAAAGGAUCGGAU
Molecule: messenger RNA, 3725 nt
Organism: Anopheles funestus (African malaria mosquito)
Lineage: Eukaryota; Metazoa; Arthropoda; Insecta; Diptera; Culicidae
Exons: 2
Coding region: 242-3403 (1053 amino acids)
Biological process (GO): DNA integration
Molecular function (GO): nucleic acid binding
Source: RefSeq, a predicted model, not a curated record